AUCUUCACGAGGAGCCCAAAGAUGAGUGAUGAGUCUUCAGCAAAGAUUUCAGACAUUUAGGAGUGGGAGCCGAUCUUAUUUAAAGUGAUAACAACUGUUCAAUAUAUUUUAUUGCUGUUGUAAAGUCCCAAUCACCUCAAGUUCUUGGACAAGUUUUUGGCGCAUCCAGGAGCUGCUGAUUUUGACCAACCCAUGCAGUGCUUUAAAAGCUCACAAGACAAGGCUAGACAAAACAAGAUACGAUACAAUACGAUACAAUACAAUACGAUACAAUAUGGUACAAGAUGAUACAAUAUGAUAUGAUACAAUGCGAUACAACAUAUAAGAUAUAAGAUAAGAUGAUUUAUACUUGCUCUUUAGAAAUGAACAUUUAUGGAGGUCCGGUCUGGUCUUAGGGGUUCUUAAUUUUCUUCCUGAGAGCAAAUGCGGGAACUCGGGUCAAAUCAGACACUAUUUCCUGUAACUGUGUAAUUUGUUUUUAACCCACAGUUGUAUUCAUUGUCGUUCGUACAAGAUGGGUUAUCAGGGAUUUCAGCUCCAGGCUGGUAUAUCAUAUCUAAAAGUACUGUACUUUCUAAAACAGUGGUGUAAAAUAAGAGCAAAAGAACAAAAACUUCGGUUCAACUUUGUAGACAUUCAGUCUGCUUUAAAAAGAGCUAUCUUAUAAUGGACUGGAGGCCUUUGGAAAGAGAGGUGUACAGAUGUAAUUUAGCCUUUCUUUGUCCUUCCAGUCAGAAAACAAGCACAUCCACAUCAAAGUGAGAAUAAAACAGUACUCUACUUUUCAUCCAGAUAUGUCAGCGUUUUCAGUUGGUCUCACUUCUGCUUAAUGGGUCAAAUUUUGACCGCAAGACAGUGUCACAGAAUCUGAAACCUCAUUUUCCUCACAGGUCUGAAGUUUUGUAUAUAGCUGACAUGAUGGGGAGAACAAUGAUUUUAUUUCGGUUUUAACCUCACAGCUGUUUUAUGAUGCUGAUUGAUGACUGCUGAAAUUAACCCUAAUCUAAAACACAUUUUAAGAGCUGUUUUCUGCUUCUACUAAUUUCACACUCUGAUGGUGAGGCAGUGCAUAUUAAAUGAGAGCAUACUGGUCCUUCUUCUUUUUAAGCUUUUUCAUGAAUGACAAAAUUACUGGCAUAGCAAGGGUUUUUUUUUUUUUGCUGUGCUUCUGCUUACUGUAAGAUUUUUAUUAAUAUAAAUGGCAUAAACAGCUCUGUUUGGUUUCAUUACCUCAAAAGCUGUAGUACAUUUUUUUCCUUCAAAAGCUCCGUGUGUCUUAGCUUUAGUCGACAGAUGGUGUUGUUAUGAUAAUGAGGUUGUAAAACUCAAAUCUCUCGACAAUUAACCCUCUAAGGACCACUUUUGGAUACCUGUGGAGCAAAGAUCCUCCAUCCCUCCCCCCUGUAUUGAUAAUUAACCCCAUUGAUUCCCCGCAGAGGUACUAUUUCCUCUCAGAUCUCCGUUGAAAGUUUGCACAUCACAGCUCUGCGUUGAUUGCAUUAUGUUUGGCUCCUGCGCACCAGGAGCCCAUUGACUGGCCCCCGCGUUAUCAGCGCGAAACCCUAUUAGAGGCGAUGCCCGAAGGGGGAGGGGCCACUCUUUCUUUCCUGUCGGGGGAUGCUGAUAGAUAAGUAUGAGACCCCCUGCAAGAAUGCGAUCACAUCGGAAAAAAACGAGUCACCGUGUCGUUUCCCAGCUCCGGCGAGUCCAAGACGCUCCAACAUGCAGCAGCUGAUCGUGUCCGCUCUACUGGCUUCACUGUGGACCCUCUGCACGGGAUCAGGAGGUGAGUGAAAUUUCAUAGAUUAGUGAGGAAAAGAUGGAAAAAUGUUCAACAGCUGGGGCUUUUAUUUUUACACAGUAAAGGUCCCAGUUACAGGAGGAUGAUCGAAACAUCACCUGAGUGAUGGUGAACAGAGCUCUGGGAUUUGGACAGAAUGUGAUGUUUUUUCCUUAUUAUUCCUCUUGUUGGAUCAAUUACAUUCUCAUGUAUAACUCUAAUUUCCAAUCUCUGUCUAUAAUUCGUUUGGUUAUUUCACACCAAAGCAUAGAUAUGAUUUUUUACUCACAUCUAAAUUGGUGUUAACUGUUUCAUUCCUGAUCUCGCCAAAUUAAACAGAGAGAUAGUCUAUAGGCUCAUUAACACAUCACAGAAAUAUCUGUGCCUUUUACACGAUUUUUAGACGUUUAAUAUUGGGCUAAUUAUUGUCCAAGAAAAGUUCAUGUUUGUCUGGAUCUGAUUCGUAUUAAAAAGGCAGAAAUCCGAAAAAAAAUGAAAUGUAUCGAGGAAAAUUUCCAGCAGGUAAAAAAAAAGUCUCCGCAACCCCACCGACAGAGAGGCUCUCCCGCCUGCGUGACGCUCUUUUUACCGUUCACACACAUAUCCACACACACCUGUCCCCCACACACCGAUGUGGCACCGUGCAUUCCUCCGCGCGUCCGACAUGAUCAUGCAAAAGUCUUCACUGCUGAGCCCCGUGUUCAAGGACACGAGAGGAUCCAGAGACUCUCUCUCUCUCUCUCUCUCUCUCUCUCUCUCUCUCUCUCUCUCUCUCUCUCUCUCUCUCUCUCUCGCGUGCACCUGCUCAGAUUCACACAGAGCCAGUGAGCCAAUGAAGGCUGUUUGCGUCCUUGUUGCCGCACAAAGAGAGAGAGAGUAAGAGAGAGAGAGACGUCGAGCAGAGCGCGCAGAUAUUCCCGAGCAGCUGACAGUGAGAGGUGAUAACUCCGCAGAGAAAAAGCUGCAAAUACUGACACCCAGACUGUAAUAGAUCAAAUUAUCGGUAAUUAAUGGGGGGCAGGCUCCACAGACCGCUGCGCGCUGCUUGGUCGGUGCGAUCUUGAAGUUGGUUGACAAAUGCGCAAAUCUGGUCGCUCCUCGUGUGUUGUGGUGAAUCCCAAACACACCUGUUUGUCUGCUGGUGCAAUGCGAUGGGAUUCGACAAUGUCAUUAGUUUGGGAACACAGAUCCUAUGAGUCUAAGAGGGGGACACAUUCUUUCCAAAUGAAGCAAGAACUCUUCUUAAAUGUCCCGCAACAGCAUUUCAAAUGGUUUUCCUCUCUCUUUAAAAUAUCCACAAAUUCCAACACAUUUUGUUUGAACGUACAGCAUAUCCUCGGCAUUUUGGUGGAGUUAUUCUCUCCUUUUUACUAUCCUUCUGUGAUAUUCUGAGAUAAAGCUCCCCUCCCUUUAGACACUAAGAGUUGUGGACCAUCUGGAGCUUCUGUUGCGCAGCUCAUUGCGCUCUUCAUGCGCUGUUGAGAGUUCACGCGUUCCAAGCUGUGGCUCCCGAUACAGCAGAUGCACUAAAACAUUUCAACGUUGCAAUGAUUUUAUUUUUUCUGUGUCUGGAAAAGAAACCCGAUCAGAUCCUCUCUAUUCCAAUUUAGCUAAUGCACCGUCCAAGAAACACAUUGUCCCCUUUUUUGUUGGGGACUACUUGUCCCUCCAGACCUGUUUUGGCACAUGAGGAGGAGGAACAAGAACUGGCAGAGUUUGUGCUUUUCUUUUGAACCAUGUUUAUGUGUGGACGCAGCGUCUGCAGCUCCGCACAGUUUAUGUCUGGCUCUGCUCAACACAAUGGCAUGAAAAGGUCCGUCAUGUUACGUUUCUGUGUGCUGGACGUGCAUGCAGACAUACGUGACCCCUUUGUUGUCCUUUUUCGCAGCCCUUUGUUUUUCCUUUUGACAGUUUCCUCUGCUCUUUUUUGCUCUCCUGGCAGAGUUCUCAGAUCAUUGAAACUCAUUCGUAUUGUUCAUUUGCUCUGUGCCGCACCGAAGAUCAAAGCUGAGCGCUGAUUGGUCGAGACUUGUGCGGACAGAGACCUGAUUGGUUCAGAUCAACACAAGCGUCUAAGGGCUGUAUAAAUAGAAAUUUCGCCUUCGACACUGAACUGAAGACGUAUCCAGAGUACCUGCACUAAACCUGACUGAAAGUGUUUUAUUUAAGUACCCAUGAACCUAAAUUUUAUUUUCUGAAUUUACCAGCAGUGAAAAAGUUCAACUGUAAAUCUAGAGGAAUGUCUUUGCGCAUCCAUAGACUGUAUAAUCAUUAUCCCUAUAGGGAGCUGAUGUAUUUGCCUGUGGUAUAAAAAAGUCAGAGGUGUAGGCUGACUUUUUCUUUUUAACUUGUUACUCUUUCUGUUCACACUUAUAUUUAAUUUAAUAUUUAAGUUUGAAGUAUGACUGAUGUGAUGGUCCAGCAAGGCAAUUCCUAAAUUUCCUGGGCUUAACCUUUUUGGAUGCACAAAGAUGUACAUCCAAAGUCAGAUCAAGUACAACCAAAAAGACUAUAACACAUUAAAAUACAAAGUUAGCAAAGUGCAAUUAUUGGCUGGACAAAACAUGAAUGAAGUCUCAGUGCUGCAAAGCUCUAUAGUGCCUGCCAUCGUAAAUAAUGUCUCCAAUUAACCUCCAGACAACCCAGAUACCAGUGAUGAGGUAGAAUUAAAGCCACAGUAAAACCUCCUUAUAAGCUUUUACGUCAGAUCAGCCAAACUACUACUUAUACAAAACCCUUAUGGCCCAAAUUUAACCCGAAUGCAUUUGUAAAAUAUUUUUUACCAAAUCACCCAAAAAUAACUCCACAUCAGGCUGAAAAAUGUAGAAUUACACAAUUUUUUUAGAGCUCAAUGAGAAUUGUCUCAUGAAAAUCCAGAAAGAGCCGCCAAGGGCCUGUUGCAACAUGAACCAAAUAGCUGAUUUCAAUAUAGGUCCCUCCUUUAAAAAGACAAAUAGCCAAUCAUAUUUGAGGAAUGUAAAGUAGUACCAGGAAUGACUAGAUUUCUAGUGGGAUCCAUGCUACGCACUGGCCACCCUUCUGGACAUGCGUCAGAGUAUAGUAUUACAUUAUGGUAUCAUAUUGUAUUGUAGUGAAUCGAUUCCAAUCAAAUCAAAUCACUGAAUUAAUUCCAUGUACUUCAUAUCUUGAUCUCUUAAUGAACCUGAAAAUAAAGAAAAACCUGAACCAGUAACGGUCUAAAUAUUUUGUGAUUGUUACGGCAAAAUUUUAUAAAAGCAUCUUUUAAAAAACCUAUCCAAUGGCUGGCAUGCCAUUGUAUAUAAGAGGAACAUCUCGUCUUUGUGAGACUCACACAGCUGUGCGUCUUAAGUGCUGCUAUAAUAAGCCAGAUUUCAGCUGCAGCCUGAACGCAGUUUUUCCUGACACAUUCACGGCUCCCUCAGACCAUGUAGCCUGAAAUAUGAAAGUAAGACAAGGUUUGAAAUAAAUCAUAAUCCUUUAAUACUCUGUGUGCACCCAGGCUUCAGUCACGAAGCAUUAAGAACUUUAAGGGAGGUUAGAUGAUUUUUUUCUGCGGUCUCCAAGUACCACUCAUAGAAAAUCCUGCAAAGAGGAUGUUUAUUCAGAGAUACAUUGAAAGUAUUUGCUUCUUUUUAGUUUCUGGGGCCUCUUCAGGGAAUAAUAGCACACAGGAAAAAAAAUCUGGACCCCCUUCCCCAAAUAUUUGCCCCCCUACUUGGCUGUUUUUCAGGCCCCAUUAUCAUGCAGGGGCAGCAGGAAAAGGCUAACCAACAUGGCAAAGAAACUAAGCAAUAACUUCCUUCACAAACACUGGGAGAAGUCCUCAAAUCCACUCCAACAACAGAGCAGGAGACCCUCCCUGAAAUUUUUCAAUGGCAUGUGUGUUUUCCAUAAAUAUUUGAUUCGUGAGAUAGCUGCAGAUAUUUGUCUCCGGCUGCAGGGUGGAAACAUGCAAACCAAUUGUGAAAUAUUAAUAAACCCUCAGACAAACAUGUGAGAACAGGACCUCGCUGAUGCAAAAGAUUGGCCUAGUGUUUAUACUGAUAGCAUGGAAAGAUAAAGCACAAACACUAACUUUUUUGGUGUAUAGUAAAACAAUUCCUGCACGUUAGUGCUUUUUGUAUGUCUGAGAAUAGCAGCUGAAUUACUAAACCAAUGGGAGAACAAUGCACCGCCUGCCAAGAGGGAAAAGUUAAUCACAGACACAUUUUGAAACAUGCAUUAAACCUUUUUGGACAGCUGUCAGUGUGGAUGUUAAAAGAAAACAUCCCAUUCUGCUCUCACAAUAGACUAAGACUUGACAGCAUGGAGAGUGUGCGUGUGUUGAUAUUCUCCACAUGAUGCACUAUUGACGAUAAUACAAUGAAACUUUGUCUUGACAAAAUAUAUUUAAUUUCCUGUGUUUCAGAUUGGUGCUAUCAGACCCAGUUCAGCUGUGCUCAUCAGUGCAAUGGUAAGCAUAUGCUAAUGCAAUAAUGUAGCUAGUUUUUUUCAAGGAUGAUAAUUUUAUCUACUCACCUUUGUCAUAUAAGCAACGUAUACUUUACAGAAGACAUAAAACUGAAAUCUUCUUAUUUCAGCUGUACAAAGUUUAAAUUUAAAACAGAAAAAAGUUGCAAUAAUAGUAUUUAAACAAAAGAGAGUAAUUGUGCACUUCAACUGAUCAAUUUUCUGAAAUAACUUAAUUUAUGGUUGGAUUUCCAGAGAUAAAUCACAUGCCUACAUUUAAGAUAUCUCAGGUUGUAGCAGAUCAGAAUGUGAACAGUUCAGUUCAUUGUGUUUAAAUGAGAUUUUUUUUUUCUGGUUUUAGCACCAGAAAAAUGGAACCAAGCUAACAGCAACUGUGGAGGAAAAUCCCAGUCACCCAUCAACAUUGUUACCAGAAAGACCCUGAAAGACGAGCGUCUGACCCCUUUUAAGUUUGACAACUACCAGCAGACCUUCAGCAACCCAAUCAAGAACAAUGGACACUCAGGUAAGAAUAUUUCCAUUUAAACAGAAAAUAUCAAUCCUAAUGUUGAGAUGGUUUAAAUGAUCUUUUUUUUUCUCUGUAUUUUCUUUAAUUUAGUUCAGGUUGCCGUUCCUCAGACGAGGACUAUCUCAGGUGGACAACUUCCUACCACCUACAAGGCAGUGCAGUUCCAUCUUCACUGGGGCACCAACGGGGGUCCUGGCUCUGAACAUACCAUUGAUGGAGAGCAGUACCCUAUGGAGGUAAAUCCACCUCACCAUAAAACAGCCUAUCUCUAACAUGGUCUGCUGAUACUAUGAGAAAAUGACACAGGAUGAACAUGAACAGAUCACAUUAAGACAGAAUGAUAGGUUUUUGUGUAAUGUUAGAGGCCUGAUGAGAUGUUAAAACUAAAACUCAUAAAUCACAUUGAAUGUCAUUUGCUGUUCAUUAAUCAUACCUCCAAUUCUGUUGUGAGGGGGUAAAAAAUCAGGGGCAAAGCCAAAAAGUACCAGGGGAGGCACAUGCCCCUCUCACAAAAUCAGACUGCCCACCCCAGGACGCUAAACAUGAACUGAUAUUUUCUUUCCCAGAGGUGGAAGUGGUAUUAAAGUUAACAAUUUGGAGUAAGUUUCUAUCAAACAGUGUUAAAAGAAUGACUAAUGUGAUAGCGCCAAAAACUGCAGUUCCUCAAGUGUCCACUUGAGGCUAGCUGCAAAGGCAAAGGAAGUCCUUUUAACACCCUUGUUAAAAUGUCAAUUUUUAGGCAGAAAUAAACAUGUUGACAGCCUGGCACCGACGUAUGUUUUUGGUGAGUUUAUUUGUCUCAUACAAAAUGCACUGGGGUGGUUAUUUUAUCAUUCACUGGAUGCAAAAAUCUUAAAGGUACGCGGGUAUUUGCAUUGUUGGAGGUGUUGAUCAAAAGUAAGCCUGAGUCAGCAUUUCUGAUAUGGCAGCUAUCAUCACCCUCACAUCUACUUGAAACACAAAGCUUAGGAAAAAAAAAAGUAUGGCACCUAUCAAAUGAAAUAAGAUUUUUUUUUUCAAAAAAAUACCACUGCAAGGAGCUGAGUAAGCUGUUCAAAAGUAGAGAGUCACACGACUUGAAUGAACAUACUGUAUAUUAGAUAAUUCUUUAACACUGAUCAUGAAAACGCAGAUUUUCUGUUGGUGUUUAUUCAUUUUGUCCUAUCAUAGAUACAGUUUCGAGUGCUUAAGUCAGCCUUUCAGUUCUCCCUGCCGUUUUUUUCACUGCAUCUGUGGCAGCUAUUGUUUCUUUGUGGAAGACAUGAAUCACUGAUAACGAUCACAAAAGGCUCAAUAGUUCUUUAAAACAGCUGAUCACAGUAGUUUCUGCAAAAAUCACACAAACAAGAUUUGAGAGAGAAUCUAUUUAAGACUAUUUUCACACGAUAUGAGGAUUUAAGAGUAUGAAAGCCUCACUGAAAAGACACAACAUUGUCUGAGCCCACUAUUAAAAAAGGACCUUUUCACCGACUGUGGCUUAGUGACAUGUUUGAACAUUUUUGAGAUUAAUGGCACUGAGGAUUUGAACAUAUCAGGCUCUGGACACACAAUGAGUCGAAUCAAUGAGGAGCUGAAUGCGUCAAACUGAUAUCUUCGAUAUCUGUAACUUUUGUUAGAUCAGGUAGUCAAACAUUGAAACCACUAAGGACAGAUAAAAUAAAAAAGUUAGAUCAGGUAGUCAAACAUUGAAACCACUAAGGACAGAUAAAAUCGUGACAUUUCUAUUUGUACAACCCACAGCAAGCUUGUACACACAACUUUUAAAUGGGACUUUGUAAAGACAAAAGUUGUGAAAUCUUUAAACUUUUCUCCUCAGCUGCACAUAGUUCACAUGAAGCAGCACUACGCGGACCUUACCACGGCACUAGCAGACCCAGAGGGAGUUGCAGUCCUUGGGUUUUUCUAUGAGGUAACAUUUUUUAAAAACUACACUGUUUAAAUAAACAUACAAAGCAGAUCUAAUGUUGAAAUGCUGUAGUCCUAAGAUGAAUACAUUUCUGUUUCCAGAGAUCAAACAGUGCAAACAAGAAGUAUGAACCGAUCAUCAACGCUCUGAAGAGCAUCAAAAACACAAGUGAGUGCUGAAACUUAUCUAAUUAGGUACAAACGAAGCUGACCAGCAGAGAAACUCAAACUUAUUCUCUCCAAUUUUUAUAUUUUCAGACGGAAACACAUCCCUAUCUUCCAUCUCUCUGUCUCAGCUAAUCCCAGCUGAGCAGAAUCUGACCUCUUAUUACCGCUAUAAAGGCUCUCUGACCACACCAGGGUGCACUGAGGCUGUGAUCUGGACUUUGUUUGAGAACCCCAUCCCUCUGAGCAUGGAACAGGUAACAAAACCAAACAUUUUGAAGAGAUUUUCUUUAACUUUCACACUUUUUUAACAAAAUCACACAUUCAUGCACUCCAACAUUAGUUCAGACAACAAUCUACUGAGAACCUGAUAAAUGAUUAUGGUCUGCUCUUUAACCUUGGAUUAUUUGAUCCCAUUGUGCUUCCAAGAGUUAUUUACUUAUAAAGUACAGAUAAAGUUUUUGUGGGCCAUUCACAUGCAGUUCAGAUGUAAAAUACCCUUUUAUUUGGAAAGUUUAGAGUCAAUUCAAGUUUGGAUUUGUCGGGUAGCUUCUAUAAAAAAAAUAGUGUUCUUCAGAUCUGUAACUUUAUAAAGAAAUGUGAACAGCAAAACUAAACUAUAAGUCUGAUCCCAGUUUUGAUCAUAUUUAGAAUUCAGUGUUAAAAUGCACACAAAGGAAUCUGUUUACUGAUAUUCUUGGAAAUGUGAUGAUUUCUGAUGACUGCUUUUAUAUGCAUAUAAACCUGUGUUUUUUUAACAACACAAACUGCAGCAAUUUUGAAACGAGGCCCCAGUGCCAUAUAGCAGACUCCUCACUGUCAAACACCAACAUGCUGUUGCAAAAAGAGAAAGCUCAGAUCCUCUGUCACAACAGGAGGUAGACUCUCUUUUGGCUGUUGUCAUGUUUGUUUUGCUGGUUUGUCACCUGGCUGAGGCCACACUCGCACAGACAGUCUGCAGCAGUCUGACACCAGAGUUAAGGCUUAUUCAUGCCACAGUAUAGCUUCUUUACAGACUCUCCUGCUAGAAAAAAAACAGCAUUUGAUGUUUAUUUACGCAGACACAAAAGCCGGAUAUUUAAAAAACCCAAUCAAAUCCAGGAUUCUCAAGUCCAUGUGAACACACUUAAUGAAAAGAAAAUAGAGAACAUGUUAUGGUGGGAGAUUACAAUACUUUUAUAAAUAUUAAGACUGUUCAGGAACUCGUACCUUCAACAAUCAUUCCUGCACAUCAUCAAAUAAAAUGAGGACCUCCUCAGAUCGGGUUUGACGGCUAAAAAACCCAGAUCCAAACAUUUAUACAUGGCAUAGAGGCCAAAGCUAUCCACAUUGAUUAGCUCUUUAUGAAUGAAUAGAUAGCCUAAGAGCCGAUCACACGAUAGUAACAAUUCAAGUCAACAUAGCUAAAUACACGACAGGUUGUAGGCAUUGGAUAUUUAAUUAAACACAGUCAAAGGAUGGUCAUCUUAUUGGAAACACUUCAGAAUUUAUUAUUACCAAAUUUAAUGAAAAUUCAUCUGAUCUGCACACCAUCUGGAGAAGCUUUGAGAUGCUCUCAGAUGGAGACAAAGAAAACAUUUGAUAAGUGAGCUGCAACAAAGGCGGACUGAAAUGGAGCUAUCCUCAGAAGAAACAGACGAUUUGAUAAAAAGUUAAUAAUCAAAAGUGGAGACUUUAUACACGAAGCAAGUCAUGGGUAAUGUCAAUCACAUUUGUACCAUUCAGAGAGUAGAUGGAGAAGGAGGAGAAGUGCACUGCAUAUUGAUUAAGACUGCAUCAAAGAAAUCAUGAAAAGACAAACAUCAUGAACUUGUGAGGCACAAAUGGACAGUUAAGACGUCUCUGCAUGAAUUACUGUGUGAAGAGGCAGGAGAGGGAGGGAGGCAGAGAAAUGUGAAACAAAAAUAUCUAAGUUACAAAAUAAGCCUGAGUAGCUGCUUCAAUUUCUGCCCUAACGUCUGUGUUCAUCCUCUGUUCUCCAGCUGCUGGCUUUCUCUGAGCUCAAGUUCCAGGAUGGGAAGUCGAUGGUGGGGACCUUCAGGCCGGUGCAGCCACUGAACGGCAGGAAGGUGUACCGGUCAGGUGGCGCUGUGAUGCUCGCCAGCUCUACCCUCCUCAUGUUGGCCAUCACUACGGCCUUAGGGUUUUCCCAACCCAACUAGGACAAGACAUCCCAUGCUGCACUGCGACACCCAUGAACACAAUACGUCCUGUAUCAUUUCUGAACUGAACUCUGGUUUGUAAACUCUCCAUUGCAUGACUGCUAAGAUGAUGGACCACGUCGUAGUGCAGAAAUCACUCACCUGGUGUCCCUCCCUUACAACACAAAUGACAAAGGCAUUCGAGGAAUGUUUUACGAAAGGUGCUGUAAGGGUUCGAUUAGCGUUCAUGCAUGCAUAGUGAAGCAGUAGGUCUUAUUUCAGCAUUAUGAAUGUGCCAUAAAGACGGUUACAAAGCACUAAAGUGAUAAGUCAAACUCGACACCGGAUCCCUGAGUCAUAACCGGACUGUCACAUCACUAUACUACAAACACAAACACAAACACACACCCCCGUACCCUUUAGACGUCACCCGCCUCUUCCAAUGUCAGGUAAAUUUAGUCUCUGCUAAUGUCUCUGAUGGUUUAGACUAUGAGUGCCGAUGCUGCCCCCUGACCCGGCACGUGAUGUGUGGUUCCCUCAGUGGGGCAUGUGAACAGCUCAGAGCUAUUUAUAACAGCACUGAGUCACAAAAACAAGCUCCAUUUCAAAGCCAGCGGUCAAAAGAGUCAGCACUUUGGCUUUUUUUUCUCCUGGUCUGGAAGCACAGAGCGCAGCCGUCAGGUGAACCUGCACAGUCACUCAGUCAGCAGCUGGUGGGAUGCAGAGAGGGGGUGAGGAGUGUGAGGUUUUACAUUUCUUACAGGGGACGACUGCGUGCUGGUCUGAGAGCAGGACUGCAGUCUGUCUCUUCCUACAAUCAGAGCCACUGACACCUGAGCCCGGGAUGAAGAGGCAGAGAUGCUAACACUAAUAAUGACAAAGCAGUUGACAGUCUAAUGUCAGAUGGAGGAGGGAGACCAGAGACUGUAUGAAAAAAGUGGGCAAGUCACUGAGACGUCUUCCAUUGGUUUGGGAAUGCUUUUGCCAUCUAGUGUCAUUUUUACGUAAAGUUUUUAUCUUUGUUCAGAUCUUGCAGUGGCAGUUACUUUUUUGAGCCCAGGUAGUUACACCCUAAAGCGUACUCUGCUCUACUCUUAGUUUUUCUCCAAAUACAACCAUAAGUUAUAAAAUGCAGCUCAUGCUGUAUUAAAUGAGACUUAAAACUAGUGAUUGAAGGCUGCCAUGGCCUCAGAAUUUCACCUCAUGAUAAUCUGAGGCCAAAUUAAUCCACAAAACAUCAUUGCAACAUUUAUGGAAAACUUACUCUUUCUAUCAGGAUGAAAUUCACUGGAUGAUGGAAGGGAAGGGAUGGAAUCCUUUUUGUGGACACUACUGUGCCGCAUUUUCUGCAGAUCGCAGUGUCCACAAACAUCCUCCCAAAAAUUAGUCCUCUUUCUGUUUUAUGACAGGUGGCAAUCAGCAAAAUUUAACCAGAGCAGCAACUUUGAGUGUUAAAAUAAGUCCAAAAACCUGCAGUUCUUCAAGUGACCACUUGAGGCUGACUCCAAAAGUCAAACGAAGCCCACCAUAACAGCAGAAUCAAACAUGUUUACAGCCUGAUAUAAAAACACUUUUGGUCGCUUAACCACAUUCUUUCACUGAGAAAGUGUAAAUGCUUUAUAACACAAUCUUUUUGAUUAUAUUGUAGCUGAGGGUCAUGUGUAAUUUGACAGCAUGGCUGAUUUGGCAAACAGAUGGGUGUGUUGCAGCUGUCCCUCCACCUCUAAAAGUUGGCUGCAAUCAUCUUUUCUAUUAUAUCAUCAAUGGGCAUCAUGGCACCUCUUCAGAAACCAACGAAUGGCAUCAAUGAGGCUGAGUCCAUGCUUCACACAGUCUCUCCAUUAACCCACGCCAUUGUUCUCAUUCAUCCCCAACACUCUGCAUGAAUACGCAUGUCUUGAUGUUCCAGAUGUUCAUAAUGAGCCACAUGCACAUGAAUGCAGGGAUAAGCAACUCACGCUAUUUGCCAAAUUCAUUCACAACUCGACUCAGUCACUCCACUUUUCCACUUUUGACCCGUGAAGUUCACUGAGCUCCUCUCUGAGAAACAUGUGACUGUGUUCAUGGCUUGUAAAGAAGGGUCUCGGAUGCACUGAAUGUUAUCGACUGUGAAUUACACCCCACUGAGUUCUCACUCAUUUAUUCAGGAGGACUCGCUCUGUAUUCUAGCGAGAGAUCUGUGCAAUCUGCCAGCAAGAUGUACUGUGAUGACUGAGCAAGGGAUCUGUGUAUAUAUUCCAUUGUUUCAUAAUGCAUCAAGUUAUAUUUCUAUGCUGUGUCAUUGUACACAUGUAUUUAUGUACCGAAUGUGUAUAUUGAUAUGAGACGCACAGUUAUUGUUAUUUAUGUAUUGCAAAGUUUAUAUAGUACUGAAUGCAAAUCCAUACGUAUGAAGCAUCAAGUUGUCCAUGACAAAUCGACUUUACUUAUAAUAUGUAAGUGUAUGAGAUUGUCCGGUUGUAAUGCUUGAAGGUGUCAUAGAUAAUAUGGAGAAUGUGUUCCAACUGAACUAAAGAAUAAAAUACUUACAUGCCUUUUUAAUGAGAGUGUCUUCUGCUUGCACGGGCG
Xyrichtys novacula (pearly razorfish) is the source of this 13519-nucleotide messenger RNA. NCBI's taxonomy places the organism in Eukaryota, Metazoa, Chordata, Actinopteri, Labriformes, Labridae. The record is from the annotation of a GenBank genome assembly.